GUGGCGUGGUCGGGUAGUGCCGAGCUCACUAGGGUAGUGUUGAGCGCAGAAGAGCAUUUGGGGAGGAGGGGAAACAGAGAUAGGCUCGCCAACUGGAAUCCAUUCCUUGUCAUACCUUUCGAGCAAGCUGCUUCGUAUAUUGCAUUUCUGAUUAAAAGGAAGAAGGUGGAAAAUGAGCAGUACAGUGUGUUACAAAUGUAACCGGACGGGGCACUUUGCCCGCGAAUGUAGCCAAGGCGGAGGCAGAGAUGGAGGUUACGGUGGUGGAAGCUUCGGCGGAGGCUUCGGUGGGCCACGUGGAGGACGUGGUGGUGGCCCACGUGGUGGUAGUGGAGGUGGAGGCGGCUUCGGUCGUGAUAAUGGAGGCGGCUACGGCCGUGGUGAGUCAUCAUGCUACAAUUGCAACAAGCCUGGCCAUAUUGCCCGCGAUUGUCCUGAAUCAGGAUCUAAGACAUGCUAUAACUGUGGCAAGAACGGCCACAUUUCACGUGAAUGUGACGCACCUGAUAACCGUGGAAGUGGCGGUGGCGGUGGUAACUACGGCGGAAGAAACCGAGAUUGCUACAGCUGCGGAAAAUCUGGACACAUCUCUAGAGACUGCCCUGAUGGGGGCAGUGGAGGCCGAGGUGGUGGUGGAUAUGGAGGUGGCGACCGGAAAUGCUACGGUUGCGGAAAUGUUGGGCAUAUUUCCCGAGAUUGCCCAAAUUCUAACCGUGGCGAGGAAAACGAAUCCAACUAUCGUUAAUUUGC
This is a messenger RNA of Daphnia carinata, 750 nucleotides long. RefSeq lists its product as uncharacterized. The record is from RefSeq and is a predicted model, not a curated record. The coding region runs from base 173 to 745 and encodes 190 amino acids. Lineage: Eukaryota; Metazoa; Arthropoda; Branchiopoda; Diplostraca; Daphniidae. Gene Ontology annotation, molecular function: zinc ion binding; nucleic acid binding. The transcript is spliced from 4 exons.